AUGCAGGCCUUCCUCAAAGGCCCGUCUUCCAUCAGCGCCAAGCCCUCCGCUGCCAAGGAGAAGGGCGCGGCCGGGAGCAGCGGGGAGGGCAAGAGGCUCAAACCCAUCCCCUGGGUGGAGAAAUAUCGCCCCAAAAAUGUGGAUGAAGUCGCCUUCCAGGAUGAAGUUGUCACUGUGCUGAAAAAGUCCUUGGAAGGUGCUGAUCUUCCCAAUCUGUUGUUCUAUGGCCCACCUGGAACUGGAAAGACUUCCACUAUUUUAGCAGCUGCUAGAGAGCUCUAUGGGCCUGAAUUAUUCCGGCAAAGAGUCCUUGAGUUAAAUGCUUCUGAUGAGCGUGGAAUACAAGUGAUUCGGGAAAAAGUGAAGGCUUUUGCUCAGCUAACUGCAUCUGGAAGCCGUUCAGAUGGUAAAGUCUGUCCUCCUUUUAAAAUUGUAAUCCUGGAUGAAGCAGACUCAAUGACUUCAGCAGCCCAGGCAGCCUUAAGACGCACAAUGGAAAAAGAAUCUAAAACAACACGUUUUUGCCUUAUUUGUAAUUACAUCAGCAGAAUAAUUGAGCCUUUAACAUCUCGAUGCUCCAAAUUCCGCUUCAAGCCUUUGUCAGAUAAAAUCCAACAGCAGAGGCUAUUGGAGGUUUCUGAGAAGGAACAUGUGAAAAUCAGUAGUGAGGCAGUAUCUUACCUUGUUAAAGUGUCAGAAGGGGACUUGAGAAAAGCAAUUACUUUUCUUCAAAGUGCCACUCGUCUUAUGGGCGGGAAAGAGAUCACAGAGAAGAUAGUCACUGAAAUUGCUGGGGUCAUCCCUAAAGAAACAACUGAGGAACUGCUAUCUGUCUGCCAGAGUGGUUCAUUUGAGAAGCUGGAAACACUGGCAAAGAAUCUCAUAAAUGAAGGGUAUGCUGUUGCUCAGCUGGUAAACCAGCUGCAUGAUACUGUUGUUGAGAGCGAAGAUUACAGUGACAAGCAGAAAUCUGUCAUAGUCGAGAAACUUGCGGAAGUAGACAAAUGCCUGGCAGAUGGCGCUGACGAGUACUUGCAGCUGGUGAGUCUCUGCGCCCUUGUGAUGCAGCAGCUAACGCAGAACACUUAACUCCAGCAGCGGCUGG
Messenger RNA from Opisthocomus hoazin, 1105 nucleotides. RefSeq names its product replication factor C subunit 4 (gene RFC4). Gene Ontology annotation, cellular component: nucleus; DNA replication factor C complex. NCBI's taxonomy places the organism in Eukaryota, Metazoa, Chordata, Aves, Opisthocomiformes, Opisthocomidae. Gene Ontology annotation, biological process: DNA-templated DNA replication; DNA repair. Gene Ontology annotation, molecular function: DNA binding; DNA clamp loader activity; ATP binding. The record is from RefSeq and is a predicted model, not a curated record.